AUGAAUAAAAAGGAUGAAAAUGAAAAUAUAUUAAAUUGUAAAAAUUUUAAAAGAAGUUUUGAAAACUUCAAUAAUUUAGAUUCACAAAAUAGCAUGUAUAUGUUUGCUUUCCAUAAAAGAAGACAUAAUUUAGAUUUGAAAGAUGAAGUGAAAAAUAAUUAUGAAAAUAUUGAAAUUAUUUCUGGUUUAAAUCGUAAGAACAAAAGAAAAUUAGAAGCAAACUUUAUUGAUAAAAAUAAAAAAAGAAAUUUUACAGAAACUCAAAAAAAUUUUAAUUUUUCGAAUGAUGCUUUUUCAAAUAAUUCAUCAAGUGGGGUUAGUAAUAUAGUAAUAGAUGAAAUAAAUGAUAAAUGCAUUAAAAACUCUUCAAGGAAUAAUGAUAGAUUAUUAUCAGAAAGUAAGAUAGAUGAAAAUAAAAAGCAUUCAUUUGAGUUAGCAAUAAUACCAUUUGAAGGUAAUACUAGUGUUUCAGAUUAUAAAUAUGAAAAUAACAUAACACUAAAAAAUUCUAAUCUAAAGAAUAUUUUUAGUUUUUUAUCUAAAAAAGAUAUUUUUUAUAAAAAUUUAAAAAAUCAUAUAAAAAAAAAUAAACCAUUAAUGAUCAACUGCAAGGACUUUAAUAUAUUAUUAAAUAAAUAUAAGUAUGAAAACGAAAUUGGUAAAAAGAUUGAUGAAAACCAUAAUACCUUAGAUAAUAACGAUAAUUAUGAAAUAGAAAAUAAUUUAAUAAAUAAUUCACUUGUUAUGAAUAAUACUAUAAUAGAACCCACUGAUUUAAAUGAUUUAAGUAAAAAUGAAAAUAAUUUUUGUUUAAAAAAUAAUGAUCUACUAAAUACUAAAUUAAAUGAAAUGUAUCUAGAUUCACCAAUUAAUGAAUGUGAUAUUAAUUAUGCAUUAAAUAAUAAUAAUAUGAAUGAUAUUAAUAAUGUUAAAAAAGGAGAUAAGUUUGAUAAUUUAAGUAAAGCAUUUAAUACAAAUAAUAUUGAUUCUUCACAUAAUAAUUUUGGUGAAAUAAAAAAUCCUAAUGAAGUUAAUUAUAUGAAUAAUAAUUAUAAUUUUAGUAACAUAAACAUUAGUAAUAAUGAUAUUAAUGUUAAUAAUUAUAAUUUAAAUGAUAAUAAUAUUUUGAAUAAUUUAAAUAAUAUCAGUUUUAAUAAAAUAAAUGACAAUAGUUUGAGAUUUAAUAAUAAUGUUAAUUUUAAUGUUUUAAAUAAUCAGAAUAAUUUCAGUAAUUUGAAUAAUGAUAGCAAUUUAAGUAAUAAUAAUUUUAAUAAUUUAAAUGUAAUUGAUAAUUAUGAUAAUUUGAAUAAUAAUUAUAACAUGUUUAAUUUGAGUAAUUUUAAUUAUAAUGAUGAUUCAAAUAGUAAUGAGAAUAUAUACUAUUUAAAUAACAUUAAUAAUAUUAAUAAAUUACUUAAUUUAAACAACGCUUAUAUACAAAAUAAUAUAAAUAAUUUUAACAAUAUAAAUAAAUAA
Molecule: messenger RNA, 1476 nt
Organism: Plasmodium gallinaceum
Lineage: Eukaryota; Apicomplexa; Aconoidasida; Haemosporida; Plasmodiidae
Product: conserved Plasmodium protein, unknown function
Exons: 1
Coding region: 1-1476 (491 amino acids)
Source: RefSeq, a predicted model, not a curated record